AUGAACGAAACUCUCCAACCUCAACAGAACCAAACCGAACAACCUCUCACUCUCCACACACUAUCUUCCAUCCGCUCUCUUCUCAUCAACCCUUCAACCCCAAAACGCACCGUUUCCUCACUCCUCCAAACCCUAACUCAAUCCCCAAGACCCACUCACCACACUCUCAACCUCCUCUCCGACCUCGCAACUCACCACUCUUCCUUCUCCCAACCCGCCCUCGACUCACUCAUCCACUCCACCGAUUCGCCCACUCGCCUCGCCGUCGAUUCCCUCGCCUCCAUUUCUGAAUUGAGUUUCCCCGAACUUGAUGACGAACGCUUCGUGUCGCUGUGUUUCGGACCCUCGAUUCCCGGGAGAAUAUGGAUGCUGAGAAAUGCGGGUUGUACGUUUAGAGUCCGACCUGCAUUGUUGUUUACGGUGUUGUUGGGGUCCACGAAGGAUCCUUAUCCUUAUGUGAGAGCGGCUUCGUUGGAAGGGCUUGUUGGUUUAAGCGGGCAUGGAGAGUUUUGUGAUGUUAGCAUGGUGAAAGGAUGUUAUUUACGUGCUCUGGAGCUUUUCGAUGAUAUGGACGAUUGUGUUAGGCUCUCUGCAGUUCGUGUUGUAGCUUCAUGGGGUCUGCUGUUAUCAGCUUCUAAUGCAGACAUGAAGGCAUAUUGGUGCAAUGAAGUGUUUGCUAAGCUUUGUUCUAUGGCAAGAGAUAUGAGCGUGAAAGUUAGAGUUGAAGCCUUUAGUGGCCUUGCAAAGAUGGAAAUGGUAUCGAAGGAUUUUCUCUUGCAAAGCUUAUCAAAGAGAGUUUUAGGGAAUGGAAAACAAAGGGAAACUAUGGAUCAGAUCACUUCUGAACAAUUUGCGAUGUUGGCAACUAGUGUUGCCGGUGCACUAAUGCAUGGACUUGAGGAUGAGUUUUUUGAGGUGCGAAAGUCUGCAUGCCAGUCCUUACACAGACUGACAAUCCUCUCUGUUGAGUUUGCUCGUGAAGCCUUAGACUUGUUAAUGGAUAUGUUGAACGAUGAUUCCGUGGUGGUUCGGUUACAAGCUUUAGAAACCAUGCAUCAUAUGGCACUUAAUGGCUGGUUAAAGCUUCAGGAAAAGCACUUGCACAUGUUUCUUGGUGCUCUAGUGGACAAUUGUAGGGAAGUAAGAUGUGCUGUAAGGAAAAUACUUAAAGUAGUGAGGCUAGGUGAUCUUGCAAUGUUCAAAUCAUCUAUUGACAGACUACUGAAAAAUUUAGACAGUUAUCUGCAGGAUGAAGCUGAUGUAUUUUCUGCUUUCUCUCAUCUUGGUCGAAAUCACAAGAAAUUUGUAGGCUACAUCGUCAAGGAAACUUUUGAAGAGGUAGAAGCAGCUUUUGAAGGAAAUGAUGGAUUUAAGAGUGCAAGGAUAGCUGCACUUUUAAUCAUUUCUAUAUCUGCUCCGCUAUUUAAUGAAUAUUUAGGCAUUAUACCACCAGUAUUGUUUUCUUAUGCAGUUACAUUGCUGGGUAGAAUUUAUCUUGCUUUUAGUGAUAUCAUGGAUAAGGAUACCCUUUUGGCAUACCUAUGUGAGAAAAGCAGACCUUCAAGCGAUUCUGUCUCAGAUAUUAACCAUGAAGAUGUGGAGCAACAAUUGUCUUUAAUUGAAGGCGAUACUCCAAACUGUGAUAGCAAUGGGGUGAUUGAUUCCAAAAUUGGAUCACAAAUCAUGAAAGAACAAAAGGAGGUAACCUGCUAUCAGGUAGAACAACAUCAAUCAGAGUAUAGUGAAGUGACAGUAUACGUAAACUUCAUCCUUGCAAAGUUCCCUGAUAUGUGGCAGAUGAUAGAGACAGGUCUUACUAAUGAAGUGUUAAGGUCUUUGAGGUGUUUGAAGGAGGAAUUGACAUCUCUGAACAUUGACUCUUCGGAGUCUCGUGAUGCUUUGGCAUUUACAUUGCUGUAUCUCCGGAUAAUAAAACUACUCGUAGAAGUGUGGGAGCACUUGUUACCAGCAAAAGGUUCGUGCUCUCAUGGUCUGGCAGAAUUGGAAUUCAAAUUGGGAAAGCUUGAUAAGAGGAUUAAAGAAUUGAUGAGUAAGCUUGUAGGUUUUUCCGCGGAAGAAGAAUUGAAUAUCUUGGAGCUUAUAUUAGUGACCUAUGCCCUCAGGCUAUGGAAAGUUGAAACUAUUUGUGUCAAUCUUACAUUCAAGAGGUUGACUUCUAUAUAUUCAUGCGUUGAGUCUAUGCUUAAAGAAAGACCAGUUUUGCCAUCCAAUUUUGUAGUUGAACUUGGUAAGUUAUUACACAAAUGUCAAACCGCUUCUGUCAACGGAGCUUCCUGCAGUACACUUCAGUUUGAUAAAUGUCUCAAGCUCUUCUCUCUGAAGAAGUUUGUGUUUCGUGGAACAAUCAGACAAUUAAAGGCAGAACUAAGCAUUUCCAAUAACGACUCUCUACAUCCUUUUCCCUUUGUUUCAGGAUUACCGGUUAGUGUACCUUGUGAAAUCACACUCCAUAAUAUUAUAAGCAAGUGUAAGUUGUGGUUGAAGAUGAGUUUUGAUGAUGGUUUAGUGCAGUAUGUGUUUCUUGAUUUGGACCAUUUAGAAGGUUAUGGAGAUGUAAGAAGUUUUGCUUUUGUGGCCCCAUUUUAUAGAACACCUAAAGCUAAUUCUUUUAGAUUGAAGGUUUGUAUUAGCUUAGAAUGUUUGUUCGAAAGUGUUUGUCCUGUGCAAAGGUAUGGAGGACCAAAAUAUGAACUAGUACCUCUUUGUAAAGAAAAACAAGUUUAUUUUUCAAAUGUCAAUAAAGAUUAA
Molecule: messenger RNA, 2769 nt
Organism: Vicia faba (fava bean)
Lineage: Eukaryota; Viridiplantae; Streptophyta; Magnoliopsida; Fabales; Fabaceae
Source: the annotation of a GenBank genome assembly